AUGUUGUUUUGUUUGCUACAGUUCAAAGCAUCAGUUGGUACGAUACGAACGAACACUCUAUACGACUUUCGGCUUACUUUCAUAAAGCUCGAGCUAUACCAAUCUACUAACGAAGAGCUCGUCUUAAACAACACAAGAGAAGCGUUUAUAUCAUCGCAACAUCUUCGGUUCCAAACCAAACCGCUCACAGUGUCCAGUGACCGCAUUAAAUACACGAUACUUAGAGCUCCCAAAUAUGGUAUCCUUCAUCUUUCAUCGGGAAAACAUCAUCUACAAAUCCACAGCACGUUUACACAACACCACAUCGACACAGAUCAGCUUUGGUAUAGAUUACACAGGAGAGCUUACUCGCAUAUACAAGAUGAGUUCUUAUUCGUAGUGAGUGCAGCAGAAUGCGAUAACAUAACGGGAGUCAUGACCAUCAGACACGUCCCCGGUUCUGUGACCACUGAUCGUACUUCUGGACGUGUUCACACCACGUUAGAACGGUUACAAGUCAUGGAAGGCUCUAGAAUGGUGAUACCGGCUACCCAUCUGAACUUCCGCACCGAUUCGGUGACAAAUCUGGUGUUCAAUAUAACGCAUUUGCCGAAACACGGUAUAAUUGAAGUGAUAAAUGAGAAUUUGAAAAUAGCUCGAUACAACACCACUUAUUUUACACUGCAAGAGUUGAAUUCGGAUAGAGUUUAUUACGCGCAUGACGAUUCAGAGAGUAGACAUGAUUCGUUUCACUUCAUGGCGUUGAGUCCGGAGCCGGAAGAUUUUCAAUACGUGGGUGUGUUUCAUAUCGAUAUCAUACUGAAGAAUGACAAUAGCCCGGUGCGGGUGAACGAAAACAUAUUUCACAUAGUACACGGUGGCGCGAGACUCAUUACAGCUCGCGACUUGAGUUAUACUGAUGCUGAUUUGGACACGAAACCCUCGGACAUUAUUUAUAAAAUACGAAGAUACACGGAAGACCCACCAAAUGGAGGAAUAUUCCGUGCUGACAAUCCUGCCGAGCAAAUAACCCAAUUUUCACAGGACGAUAUCAAUAAAAACUUGGUUUUGUUUAAACAUCAAGGUAAAGAGUACGGCAAGAUAGCUUUCUGGAUAUCGGACGGUGUGUUCGAUGUGAACGGUAACCUGGAAAUACAGGCGUCGCCGCCGUUUAUUCGAAUGUAUCCGACCAACGGAUCUAUAGUGGAGAACGGGAAGGCCGUUGUUAUUACUGCGAGAGACAUGCAGGUGGACACGAACAUGAAUUGUUUGGAGGAGGACAUACGUUAUGAGGUGAAGUUGGAGCCUAAGCACGGAUGUAUAGAGGUGGGGGAAGGGAUGGGGUUGGGGAUGGGUGAAGGGCGGGGAACAUACACGUUCACGCAGCUGGACGUGGCCGCUGGCCGGCUUACAUACAAGCACACCCAUCCGGGCACACACGUCGACCAGUUUAGGUUUAAAGUGAUGUGCUUGGAAACAUGGGGCGAGGGCACCUAUCCCAUCAAGAUCUACCCGUCCAGUUACUGGGAGCCUCUUCGUGUGACCACAAACCGACCGCUACUAGUGGAGGAGUCGACCAGCGUCAAUAUCACUAAAGAUGUAUUAGAGGUGAUGCAUCCCGAAAUCGAACCAUCGAAUAUUGUGUACAAAGUGACAGAGGGUCCCUACCACGGAUGGUUAGAGAUUUCAUCUACGCCGGGCACAGUAGAACUGGAGAACUACAACGAGGAGCCAAUACACACUAAAGUCUUUGACCAGUCAAUAAUCAAUGUAAACAGAUUGGUCUACGUACAGUCCGGAGUGAACAAAACUAGUGAUAGAAUCAAAAUGGACGUCACCAACGGUAUAGUGUGGCUGAGAGGCUUAGAACUAAACGUCAUUAUAAUACCUGAACAUUUCUACGUGAUCGCUACUAAUUUGACGGUAGUUGAGGGUGAAGCGAUUAGUUUGAAGCCAGAUUUAUUCAGAACACUCACUGAGUACUACAGGGGUAAAGUGGUUAGUUACAAAGUGUUGGACAAACCUAAGUAUGGGAAGAUCAUCAUGAGCGACCAGGAGUUGACUCUGUUGCCCGUUUUGAAGCUCAAUUCUCGAAAUAUACAGUACGUAAACGAUGGUUCGGAGGAAUCAUACGACUCCCUGAGAGUGGUAGCCGUCACUGCAAGCGGUAAAGAGAGUGAGCCGUUUCAUAUUCACGUGAAUAUAGUACCAGUGAAUGAUGAGACGCCCAUAGUGGCCGCCAACACAGGCCUGUGCGUAUGGGAAGGGGGCACCUUCACUUUCACUAGAAAUGAACUAUAUGUGAACGAUGUGGACACACCAUUAGAGAAUGUGACAAUAGUGGUGGUGGACAUAGUGUCCGGGUACAUAUCCCUGCGCGGUGAUCUCGACACGCCGGUGCAGCGAUUCACGCAGGCCGACAUAGACAAUGGGAAGGUCAUAUUCGUGCACAAGAAUGGCACAAAAGGUAAAAUGAUAUUCAACGUCACCGACGGCUUGCACGAGUUAUCUAAAAUAACAUUCCUCAUAACCACUAAAUCGGUAUCUCUAAAACUUGUUAGGAAACAAACACUUCGCGUGUUCCCUCUGAUGAGAGAGCCUCUCAACAACUACUUCCUUAUGUCCAAAUGCUCGGAUCCAACCAGAACUAUCGUUUAUAAGGUGGAGAGAGCUCCCACCCUCGGAAGGCUUAUCAUGUUGAACGGAGACAACCAUCACAGGUCCAUAAAGCAGUUCUCUCAGAAGGAUAUCAACGAAACGAUCGUUUAUUAUGAGCAUACGCAUCCGUUUUCCGAUCUUUACACGAACGACUCUUUUAUAUUCACCGUGGAAGCGGCUUUGGCUAAGCCGAUCACUGACCAGAUAUUCAAUAUCGACGUAUCCGUGUCCUCCGGGGGACUAGCGAGGUACGUUUACAUUCCGCAGAUAAACGUCCAAGAGGGGGAUAAAGUACCGAUCGUAGUGAACGUCACCAACGUUAUAACAUAUCUAGAAACUCAGGCAGGGUUGAGACAACCUCAAAUCGAAGCGCAGUGGUCGCAGCCCUCGCACGGGGAAUUGCAGCCUCCAAUGUCAUCGUUGACACAGUCGCAAUUGGAAGGUGGAGUUGUCAAUUACGAACACGACGAUACAGAUACAAUACAGGACAAAAUCGACAUGGCCCUGUACUUGUUGCCAGAUUACGUUUUACUCUGUAACGUUACGAUCCCGAUCAAUAUAAUACCGGUGAACGAUCAACCUUUUAGACUACUGACCGACACACCGCAGAUACAAGUAGUGCAAGGUGAAAAUUAUACUAUAACUAAGAACGAUCUACUGACUGAGGAUGGGGACACGGCGCCGGCCGACAUACUCUAUGAUAUAAUCAGUGGACCGACGCAAGGUCGGAUUGUGAUGAUAGAUAAAAAUCAAACCAUAGAUGAAGCCCAGUCUAUAAACAAGUUCACCCAGGACGAUAUCAACAACGGCCGCGUUAUAUACGAACAUUCGGGUGUACUACAGACAGCAACGUUUUACUUUCGUGUUUGGGAUGGACAGUUCAAACCUAUUUACAAGGUUUUCACAAUAGAUAUUCUUCCGGUUAUAUUGAAUGCAACUUCUAUGCACCCUAUAAGCCUUCAGCAGGGUUCUAACGUGGCGACCGUAACGUCCGACCAGAUUUACGUCGAAACUAAUGCGAAAAAAGCGAAAGUAUGGUACAACAUUACACGACCGCCAAUGCACGGAGUGAUUAAAGUUGGCAGUAAUGAGGUCACAUACUUUUCUAAUAAAGAUUUAGUCGAUAAAGUAGUGAUUUAUAUGCAGAACGAUAUGACUACAGCUAAUGACAGUUUUGAUCUUGUAGCGUACGUCCAUAACAGUAAUGCGACGCGACCUUUUACUAUACAAGUGUUCGUGGUGCCACUCAUGAGGCUUUUAGGUGAUCUGAAAGUGGAAUCUGAAAAAACAAAAAUCACUCUUAACGUAAUGGACGCUUCUGGUCUAGCAAAUUUAACGGCGAGCGAUCCUGUAUACACUAUCUUAAGGAAACCAAGACACGGUGUUAUAAAGAAAAUAAUUAGGAGUUCCGGCGAGAAGACGAGUGCGAGAGAGAGGGAUAUAGCUUAUUUCACACACGAGGAUAUAAAAGCGGGUGUUAUAUAUUAUGUAACAAAAAAGAAAUUGAACGAUUUGAAUGGUAUAGAAGAUAGUUUUCGUUUCUUGCUGGCUGCUACUAUGUUGCAGCCGGCAGCCGGAGAUAUUAAAAUCUUUAUAGGAAAUAGGCAAAAGAAAAAUUUGCCGGGACCUAAUGAUCCCGAAUAUCACGAGGGUGUUUUGGUAUCUAACGGUGAGACGGCAUCGUACUACAUGAUGAUACUGAUGGCGUUGUCUGGGACAGUACUGGCGAUAGUGUUUGUGUUCGCGUUGUUAAAGUGCCGCCGGUACUUGUUGCGCGACCAGAACGCGCUCGCUAAAAUACACGGGCAGAGUCAGGGCGCGGUCGCUCCUAUACCGCUGCCCAGGCCGCCGGAUCAUCUGAUGCCCUCACCGUCGCAAGGCACGCCGCCUAUCAAGAGGUAUGUGUCAUCGGAGCAGUCUGUCCACACUGGCGGCAGUACUCCACUGCCGUCCGGUGGCAGCGUGGCGUGCAAGGUGACGCCACUUGCUGACCAGGCGCUGGCAGAUCUCAACGCGAGGUAUCCGUACGGCGCCGACGAUCACACGGACGCAGAAGACUGGAGCAGUUACGAGGCGAGCGAGUGCGCUUACCCUGUGCGCGGCGGUGGUGGGGGCGGAGGUGGUGGUGGGGGUGCGCCAGCCAACCCCAUGCUGCGUCGCAACCAGUACUGGGUCUGA
Molecule: messenger RNA, 4815 nt
Organism: Diatraea saccharalis (sugarcane borer)
Lineage: Eukaryota; Metazoa; Arthropoda; Insecta; Lepidoptera; Crambidae
Source: the annotation of a GenBank genome assembly